GCGGCUGACAGUCAGAGGCAGCGGCCGGGCCAGGCCCGGUGGGCGGCUGAUCCGCGAUGGCGCUGCGGCAAGCGCUGGCCAAAGGGCUGCGGCUGGGCCGGGGGCUGCUGUCGCGCUGUUUCGGCUGGGGGCCUCCCGUUCCUGGGCCGCCACCGGCCGUUCUCCUCCGCCAGCGAGCGCCGCCGCCGACCCGCGUGGGCUUUCUACGUUUGGCCGCGGACCGGCUAGGCCUCAGGCGGGCGCCGUUUCGCCAAGCAGCCGCCCGGCUCUCGGCCGGCCCCUACCACUGCCGCCGCCUCGGCUUGGCCUUCAGCCUCGGACUGGCGUUGCUGGAGCCGGCGCUGGCGGAGCGGAGGCAGGCGGACGAGGCCUGCAAGGACAUCCAGACAAUAUUUAUGCGAAGGAAGAAGACUCAGAAAGACCCCCUGGGCUUACUCCGCCGGCAGGGUUUCAAACUGGAAGAAUACUCCAUUGGACAGCCCAUUGGCAAAGGCUGCAGCGCAGCCGUGUAUGAAGCAACCAUUCCUUCAGCUGCCUGUCAUAAAGCAAGCGGUGACCAAAACUCUGAAGAUUGCAGUCAUCGUGGCGGUUCACAUACCAAGGCUGGAGAUGCUCGCCAAGCCCGUUACUGGAGAGCCGGCUUCCCACUGGCUAUCAAGAUGAUGUGGAACAUUUCGGCUGGUUCCUCAAGUGAAGCCAUCCUCCGCACCAUGUCGCAGGAGCUGGUUCCAGCACGCGGCUCUGCUUUAUCUGGAGAAUUUGGAGUCGUUGCUUGCCCCAGGAAACCCAGCUUCGGGAAGAAGCAGCUGAAACCUCACCCAAACAUCGUCCAGGUGCUCCGAGCGUUCACAUCUCAUGUCCCUCUGCUCCCUGGUGCAACAGUAGACUACCCAGAUGUUCUGCCUGCCACUCUGAAUCCCUCUGGGAUUGGACACAGCCGCACGCUCUUCCUGGUGAUGAAAAACUAUCCAUGCACUCUGCGCCAGUAUCUCCAUGAGAGGACUCCCGAUGCUCGCUUGGGCACCAUGAUGAUCCUGCAGUUACUGGAAGGGGUGGACCACCUCGUUCGACAAGGAGUGGCUCACAGGGAUUUAAAGUCAGACAACAUCCUAGUCGAAUUUGACCCUGCGGGAUGCCCCUGGCUGGUGAUCACAGAUUUUGGCUGUUGCUUGGCUGACGACAAAAUUGGGUUGCAACUGCCGUUUACCAGCUGGUACGUGGAUCGUGGCGGCAACAGCUGCCUCAUGGCACCAGAGGUGCUCACAGCUUCCCCCGGUCCAGGCAUCGUGCUCGAUUACACCAAAACGGACACCUGGGCAGUUGGAGCGAUCGCGUACGAGGUCCUCGGGGCGCGUAACCCGUUCUACGGCAGCAGGGGAUCAUCCCUCGAAAGCAGGAGCUACCGGGAGGAGGAGCUGCCACCCUUGCCAGAGACCACACCCCUGAAAGUGAAGAAUCUUGUCAGGGCACUCCUUCGCCGAGAUCCCAAGAAGAGACUCACAGCCAGAGUGGCAGCCAACAUGCUUCACCUGAGCCUGUGGGGUGAGGGCUUACUCAGCUUCAAGGACCCGCAACUCGACAAGAUGAUCGUCUGGCUCCUUCACCAAUCAGCAGCCACCUUAUUGAUGGACGGGCUCGGAGACAGAAACCGGGUCGAAACCAAGCUGAAGAAAUGCUUCCUGGCGAACCUGGAGUACGAAGAUCUCUGGGAGGCAGCGGCUUUGCUUCGCUCCUGGAGAAACGGGGUGGAGGAAUGAGCUCUGAUCGACUUCCCCUCGAGCCUUUGGUGUAGUUUCCUGUUGUUCCACUAUAAAAGCAUGUCGCUGGCCAA
This is a messenger RNA of Heteronotia binoei (common prickly gecko), 1831 nucleotides long. RefSeq names its product PTEN induced kinase 1 (gene PINK1). Gene Ontology annotation, molecular function: ATP binding; protein serine/threonine kinase activity. Gene Ontology annotation, biological process: regulation of apoptotic process; positive regulation of mitochondrial fission; protein phosphorylation. Bases 57 to 1757 code for a protein of 566 amino acids. NCBI's taxonomy places the organism in Eukaryota, Metazoa, Chordata, Lepidosauria, Squamata, Gekkonidae. The transcript has 8 exons. Gene Ontology annotation, cellular component: mitochondrion. The record is from RefSeq and is a predicted model, not a curated record.